AUGGUGAAACGAAAGAAGCAUGACAAGGACAAGUACUACAACCUGGCAAGGCAGCAGGGCUACCGCGCUCGGUCGGCCUUCAAGCUCAUCCAGUUGAACAAGAAAUAUGAUUUCCUGUCCACGGCCAAGGUGUGCAUCGAUCUGUGUGCUGCCCCCGGUGGCUGGUGCCAAGUCGCAGCCAAGUACAUGCCCGCAUCCAGUAUCAUUUUGGGUAUCGAUCUACUGCCCAUUCGCCCUAUUCGUGGCGUCAAGACCUUCCAGUGUGAUAUCACGACAGUCCGAUGUCGCCAGAUCAUCAAGCAGGAGAUGCAGAGCUGGCAAGCCGACGUGGUGCUGUGUGAUGGUGCCCCCAAUGUUGGUACUGAGUACUCCAAGGACGCUUACGUGCAGAACGAGCUGGCUUUGAUCGCAUUGAAACUGGCAGUAGACGUCAUGGGUCGCGGAGGUACCUUCGUGUCCAAGGUCUUCCGUUCGCAGGACUACAAUGCGCUGCUAUGGGUCUUCAAGCAGUUGUUCAAGAAGGUGAGCGCUACCAAGCCUCUGUCCUCACGUAACGAGUCCGCCGAGAUCUUUGUGGUGUGUGAGCAGUUCCUGGCUCCUCACUCGAUUGACCCCAAGCUGUUCGACCCCAAAUACGUCUUCGAUCAAGUCGACUCGCAGGAGAAGACGAUCACUAUCUUCCACCCCAAGUUCGGCGACCGCAAGCGCCACCGUGAAGGUUACGACGAGGCAUUGGGCGUGACUUUGACCAACGAGUGCAGUGUGACACAAUUCAUCGAUGCGCACGACCCGAUCCGACUACUGACCGACACAACACGCGUUAAGUUCCUACCAGAGGAUGAUGUGUACCGUGACCACAAGGACACUUCCAUCGAAAUCGUGACCUGCCUCAGUGAUCUCAAGGUGCUUGGCAAGUCUGACUUUAAAAGCCUUCUCAAGUGGCGAACUCGAAUGCUGAAGUACAAGGAGGAGCUUCUCAAGGCUAAGAAACCGGAGGAGGAGAAAGAAGAAGAAGAGAAGCCUGAGAAGGAGCCCGAGCGCGAGCUGACCGAGAAGGAGAAAGAUGCCCUUGUCCGUGAAGAGCUGUCUCAACUGCGUGCCAACGUUCAGGCCAAGAAGAAGCGAGAAAAGAAAAAGGAACGUGAACGCAAACAGAAGCUUCGUAUCCGUGCUGCACUUGGUAUGAACGCUGACGGCAUCGACGUUACUGAGGCCGAGUCUGCUUUCAGCUUGAAGGAGCUGAAAUUGUCUAAAAGCAAAGUGGAUGAACUCGAGAACGCUGGAGCUGAUUCGUCUUCUGAUGAGGAACUUCAGUUCGAGACGUCAGACGAAGAAGACGAAGAUGCUGGUCUUGAGGACAGUGACGCAGAGUAUGACGAGUUGCUGGAAGCUUCGAUGGAGAAGGCGUACGAGCAGUUCCUGACGCGUCGUGGUGAUGACGUAAAGACCCGCAAGGCUGUGAAGCGCACUAAGGUCGCUAAGCGAGCUUUAGCUGGUGAGGCUUUGGUGCAAGACAGUGAGAUGUUCGACGGAGACAUGAAACAGUACCAGAAGAUGAUUAACCCCGACGAGAGUUCAGAUGAGAGUGACGACGACGAGGAUGACUUGAACGUGUCUCUUAAGGUUCCUGAGAAGUCGAGCGCUGCGGUAAAUCGCUGGUUCUCGGACAACAAGCUCUUCGAUGGCAUCGACGACAAAGAAGAGCUAAGUCUGCCUGAGAUGCCCAAGACGGAUAAGGAGAUUCGUCACACCAAACGUAAAGCGGCAAUAGAGCGAAAGGAACGCCGUGAGAAGAAGAAGCUCAAGAAGGAGGAGAAGGAAUACGAGCUCGAGUUUGGCACGGAGUUUGACGUUGCUGCCCCUGCCAACUCUGACGACGAAGCUGCUAUGGCUGCCGAGGCGCAAGAAGAGAGCGACGACGAAGCUACGGCGGAAAAGAAGGCUCUGAUUCGUUCUGGCAUGGGUGCUGCGCUCAAGACCGACAAGGACUCAGACAAGUUCGAGGUCGUCGCUGCCGGUGAGGAACCGGAUGAAAACGCUUUGCCCAUAAUGGACGACCGCAAGUACGACUCGGAUCACGAGGAGUACGACGCUGAAGACCGUGCCAAGACGCUUGCUCUUGCUAGCAUGAUGAUCCACAAGUCGAAGGCUAAGGAUAUGAUCGAUGCCAGCUACAAUCGUUACGCCUGGAACGACUCCGAGGCUCUGCCUGACUGGUUUGCCGAUGACGAGGAUAAACACUACCGUCCCCAGAUUCCGAUCCCGAAGAAUGUUUUGGCCCAGAUGAAGGAGCGCUUCAUGGAGAUGGCUACCAAGCCGGUGAAGAAGGUCGCCGAAGCUCGUGGCCGUAAGCAGCGCAUGCAGCUGAAGAAGCUGAAGGCUGCAAAGAAGAAGGCGACGGACAUUGCCAACCUGCCCGACAUGUCGACACGCGAGAAGCUAAAGGCCAUCGACCGUGCUAUGAAGGGAGCUCGCCUCAAGAAGGAAAGCAAGGUGUACGUCGUAUCCAAUCGCGGCGGAAGCAGGACUGCUGAUGGCAAGAAGAUCGGCAAGGGUAAGAAGGUGAAGAUCGUCGACCCGCGUAUGAAGAGCGACAAGCGCAAUGCCGAGAUCCGUGCCAAGCGUGGCAAGAAGCGGAAAAGAUAA
Messenger RNA from Phytophthora infestans T30-4, 2646 nucleotides. RefSeq names its product rRNA methyltransferase, putative. Gene Ontology annotation, cellular component: nucleolus; preribosome, large subunit precursor; nucleus. The transcript has 5 exons. Gene Ontology annotation, biological process: rRNA methylation; maturation of 5.8S rRNA from tricistronic rRNA transcript (SSU-rRNA, 5.8S rRNA, LSU-rRNA); maturation of LSU-rRNA from tricistronic rRNA transcript (SSU-rRNA, 5.8S rRNA, LSU-rRNA). Bases 1 to 2646 code for a protein of 881 amino acids. The record is from RefSeq and is a predicted model, not a curated record. NCBI's taxonomy places the organism in Eukaryota, Oomycota, Peronosporomycetes, Peronosporales, Peronosporaceae. Gene Ontology annotation, molecular function: rRNA (guanine) methyltransferase activity; rRNA (uridine-2'-O-ribose)-methyltransferase activity.